Molecule: messenger RNA, 1191 nt
Organism: Cryphonectria parasitica EP155
Lineage: Eukaryota; Fungi; Ascomycota; Sordariomycetes; Diaporthales; Cryphonectriaceae
Product: kinase-like protein
Exons: 3
Coding region: 1-1191 (396 amino acids)
Biological process (GO): protein phosphorylation
Cellular component (GO): nucleus; cytoplasm
Molecular function (GO): ATP binding; cyclin-dependent protein serine/threonine kinase activity
Source: RefSeq, a predicted model, not a curated record
AUGGAUGCGCAACAAGACUGGCGGACCUCACUCAGAGCGUCUGAACGGUACGACAAUAUUCAGAAUAUCCAGCGAGCACUCGCAUCCAAUCCGGAACUCGCGGUUGGCAAAACUCCCUUUGUCAUUGAAGAUGAGGUCUACAGGUCUUCCGCUUCACGCGACGAGUAUGAUGCUGCUUGCGACAUUUCUCAGUCCUUGCAGUCCAGAGUCCUGGAGCCCACAGUGAUCUCACCACCUUCACCACCGUUUAUGAACAGCCAUGGUACCGAUGUCCAUGUCGAUGUCGAAGAGGCGUCAGGCGAGAGGAUAGGACCCUAUCGAAAUUGCCAAUACAUUGCCAGCGGUGUCACAGCCGAGGUGUACCGCUGCGGAGACCGUGCCUUGAAGGUCGUCACCGAGACACACAAUAUUGCGCCUCACGAUCCCUUCCGCGAGGCCAAGAUUCUCGCCCAGCUAAAGAGACCCUGCAUACCACUUCUAGAGACCUUCCGCGAUCAUGAACAACGCUUCACCCUCGUCUUCCCUUACAUGCCUCUGACACUGUCCGGGCUGCUUGAUAGCGGACCCCUAGAGAGUGCCCAGAUCCGCACCAUCUUCACGGAUCUGUUCGAGGCGCUCAAGAACAUCCACAGCCAGGGCAUAAUCCAUCGUGACAUCAAGCCGCAGGCCAUCCUCCUGGAAGCCCCUCAUGGUCCGGCCUACCUAUCUGAUUUUGGCACGGCAUGGCACCCCGAGUUGUCUUUGCAUACUGAGUCGGCCCAUGAUAAGAUCCUGGACAUCGGGACCGGCCCUUACCGUGCGCCCGAAGUCCUCUUCGGCAACAAGUCUUACGGUACUGCGGUCGACAUGUGGGGUGCAGGAUGUAUGCUGGCCGAGUGUGCGCGCCGUCCACCCCGGACGCUGUUCGAAUCCAGAGCUGUCCACGAGGACGGGAAUCAGUUAGGCUUGAUUUUGAGUAUAUUCAAAACCAUCGGCACUCCUACAAGAGAGACAUGGCCCGAGGCACAAAGCUUCAAGACGCCACCAUUUGAUUUCUACCAAGUCUUUCAAGGCCAACCUUGGAACGUCAUUCUAGGAGGUGUGGACGAGGGCUGGGCCGAUAUCGUCAAGAAGAUGGUGAGAUACGACUCGACACGGAUGACGGCUGCCAAGGUAAGUCGCCUGCUCUUCUGGUCAAAUACCUCUCUAUAG